Messenger RNA from Microthlaspi erraticum, 1569 nucleotides. The record is from the annotation of a GenBank genome assembly. Lineage: Eukaryota; Viridiplantae; Streptophyta; Magnoliopsida; Brassicales; Brassicaceae.
AUGAAAAACGCUACAGCUCCAGCUCUGCUCUUGAUACUUAGCUUCCUUUUAACAUAUCUUCUCGUUGCCGCCGUCAAAUCACGACGGAGAUCAUCGAACCCAUUGCCUCCGGAACCUCCGCGACCGCCAGGACCGCCGGGACCUCUGGGAUGGCCCAUCAUCGGAUUUCUCCAUAUCAUCGGAAAAGCUCCUCACCGUUCACUUGCUAACCUCUCGAGAAUUUACGGACCAGUCAUGAGUCUUCGACUUGGAAGUUUAACCACAGUGGUCAUUUCUUCACCAGAGGCAGCAAGAGAGGUUCUACAAACGCUUGACCAUGUCUUCUCUGCACGAACCUUCAGCGAGACGGUUCGGACCAUCGGUCACCAUGAUGUCUCCAUCCCAUGGCUACCUUCCACGUCGUCUCAUUGGAGAAUAUGGAGGAAGAUAUUGGAGACUCAGAUGUUCUCAAGGAAUUGUAUCAAAGCCACAAAGACAGUACGGUCUAAGAAAGUGAAAGAACUUCUAACAUUCAUCAUCGAAAGCAGCGACAGAGGAGAAGCCGUGGGGAUUGCUCGUGCUUGCUUCGUUACAUCACUUAAUGUUAUCUCAAACGUUGUGUUUUCGACCGACUUAGGUAGUUACGACCCGAGAGCCUCCCUGGAGCUCCGGGACUCGUUGUAUAGUAUAAUGGAAAUCAUGGGGAAACCGAAUCUCGCAAACUAUUUUCCGUCUCUCGGCUUUCUUGAUCUACAAGGUAUCAGGAAAGAUAUGAAGGUAUGUUCGGAGAGGUUGUUUAGGGCUUUUCAAGGGCUUAUCGAUGAUCGGAUCGCGGAAAGAUCGUCGAGGACUGGACCUAGAGAUGCUUGUAGCAGCGAUUUGUUGGAUUCACUUAUCGAUCUUAUUCAAGAAGAUGGAUCAGAAGUCUACAUGAACGAUAUCAAACACUUUCUAUACGACUUGUUUGUUGCGGGGACGGAAACGAACUCAACCACAGUGGAAUGGGCAAUGGUUGAGCUAUUACGUAACCCAGAAGCUAUGGCUAACGCCAAAGUCGAGAUCAACUUUAUUGUUGGCCCAAACCGUUACGUUCGUGACUCGGAUCUCUUAGAGUUUCCCUAUCUACAAGCUGUUGUAACAGAGACUCUCCGUUUGCACCCACCGAGCCCAUUUCUGAUCCCACGCAAAGCUGAGUGUGACACAGAGGUUUUAGGGUUCCUCGUUCCUGAAAAUGCUCAGAUUCUGGUUAACGCUUGGGCUAUAGGACGAGACCCGAGCGUUUGGGAAAACGCGGAACGGUUCGAGCCAGAGAGAUUCUUGGGACGUGACAUUGGGUUGAUAGGGAAGGAUUUUGAAAUGAUACCGUUUGGAGGUGGACGAAGGAUGUGCCCUGGAAUAUCAUUGGCGUUGAGGAUUGUGCCUCACAUGCUUGCUUCACUUAUUUAUUCGUUUGAAUGGACUCUUGAAGAUGAAAAACACUAUGGCCUUCCUGCGGAUUUGGACAUGGACGAGACUUUCGGACUUACCUUGCACAAGACCAAGCCACUUUAUUCUGACUUCGUUAAGAAAACUUACCGUUAUUUUCUUUAG